GGAGAGAGAGAGAGAGGGAGAGAGAGAGACCGACCAACCAAGGGAAGCAAGUCAGGUGUGACUAAAUACACGCGUUUAUUUCCGACUGCGGACUUCUUGCUAUUCAUUCAUCAUCAUGUCUAAAUUGAUCAGUCAGGAGACUUUUGAUGAUGCUGUUGUUGAAAAUAUUGAAGAAUUUGAUAUGAGCCCUGAAGAAGCUCUGGACGAUGCCCUCAGCCAGUUUAAAACUCAGGAUGUAGAUUUGAGUUUAAUUGUGAAAGACACCCAAGUCUAUUCCUCGGAGAACAAUGGUCCUGUAGUCCAUACCUCUGUAAAAAUAACCAACCAGUUAAAACAGUUCCUGACUGAUGAUAACAUCAAUGAAGUAGAAUUAGAGAAACUGAUCAUGGAUUUUGUCAAAGAAUGUGCAGAUUUUGCCAAAAGUUCCCUCGCUGGUACCAAUGGUGCUUAUACUACUUUAUAUAAAUUCUUGCAAAAGCUACAAAACUGCCAGAACAACAAGUUAUUACAGAUGUUUAUAAAUGCUGUUUAUGUACUUUUGGUGGGACAAUCUAAACUAAUGAAACCAACAGAUACGAAAUAUUUCUUGGAAUUAAUUGAGCUACAUCGUGCUGACAUUAAUAUUUUGCUACAGACUAUCAAAGUAAUUAGUACUUCUUGUAUUACUAAUGAAGCUAACAAGAAAAGUUAUAUCGAUGGUCAAAUUGUUAGUAAGGCAAUGGACUUACUUAGAACUUACAAAGAUGAAAAGGAACUUGUGAAAGCUAUCUGCUCCUUAUUCUGUGUGUUAACAGCCGAUGAUGAUUCAUCUGUUCCCUUUGGAAAUGCUCAUGAAACCUGUAGGUUGAUAGCAACUGAAGAUUCUGGUCUUCUUUUGAUUUUGGAGCUAUGCAAACAUUAUAGUAAAGAUACCACUAUUCUUAAAGAACUCUUCACAACACUUCCUACAUUGUUAGUAAGAAAUGAAUUCUGUCAGCAAGUGUAUGAAUUUGGUGGUAUUUCAUUCUUGACAACUAUAUUCCUGGACAAUUUGGAAAACGCUUCAAUCUGCUCAAGAACAAUGACCAUAUUCCAGUGUUUAGCUCGAAAUGAUGUGGUUAAAGAUGCCAUUGUGACAUCUGGAGUGGUGGACAUUAUCUUGGUUGCCCUCUCGAAACAUGUGUCGAAGCCACCUGUGUGUGAGGCCAGCUGUGCACUGAUUGGCGCCCUAGCAUUAAGGUCCCCAUCUAAUGCUAAAAUCAUCAUGACAACGACCUUCCCUCAGUUAUUGGUUCAAGUGAUGAAAUCACACCCAGAUUCUGCACAUGUUCAGAAAUCGGCUUGUAUUGCCGUACGCAAUGUAGCUUAUCACAACUCAGAGUACUCCGGCACUUUCCGGGAACUUGAAAUUGCAGAUUUGGUUAAUGCAGUACUUGCUAAACAUAGUACAGCCCAUGAUGAAGCCAAAGCAGCACUUAGAGAUCUGGGCUGUAAAGUUGAGCUGAAAGAGCUGUGGAAAGGGGAAAAGGGCAGUAUACCUCAGUAGGAUGACUGAGGGCAGGGCUCACCUGCAAACCUCGAAUAUAAAGUUGGAGUAGAAGCAGUUUAGGUUGUCAACUACAAAAGAGUUUCUCUCUAUGCAAAAGGCAGACUGUUUUCAAUGUGUGUAAGGAGUAUGGUCUAUAUAGUAGAGAGUAUGCGUGUUGAGGCUGGAGAAAAAUUAGGUAAGUUGUUGGGACAUAUCAUGCUAAACCUUCAUGAGGGACAAAACACAGGUGAGCUGGGGAACACAGCUGGGUAUCUGGAGAUUACUAUGUUAUGGACAUGUGAUAAAAAUAGAUAGUGGUGUGUACUGAUGAUAAUUGAAGGGGACUUGUGGCAGAGGGAAACUUGAAAGAGAGUAGUAAGGUCAGAUCUCAGAAUGUUGUGCUUCAGAAAGGAAAUGACAUAAGAUCAAAUGGAAUGAUGGUAUGCAGUAUCGCAGACUGGUCUGACUUCUGUCAGAAUGGAAAACUUGAUAUUAAAAAGACUGAAUAUUAUGUCAAAACUUAUUGAACCACUAUGUUAUAUGUGUGUGUGUGUACAAUUGUGAGCACAUAUGUGCAAAACAAGGUGGAGAAAAUAGUACUUGAAUACCAGAGGUAGAGUGAAAUGGUAUUUUAUUGCAGCUGAAAAGCCUUUCCAAACUAUUACUCACGACGGUUGCUUUGAUCUGUGAAACUCUGAGUAACAGUUUGUGAACUCCUUUCAGCUUCAUCAAAAUACUAUAUAUAUAUAUAUAUAUAUAUCUUUUAUCAUUUACUUGUUUCAGUCAUUAGACUGUGGUCAUGCUGGGGCACCAUCUUAAAGAGAUUUUAGUCAGCUUCAGUACCUUUUAUUUUUUAAGUCUGUUACUUAAUCAAUCGGGAUCUUUUGCCAAACUGCUAAGUCGUGGGGACGUAAACAAACCAACACCAGCUGUCAUGUGGUGGUAGGGUGACAAAGACACACACACAAAGGGGUAUAUAUAUAUAUAUAUAUAUAUAUAUAUAUAUAUAUAUAUAUAUAUAUAUAUAUAUAUAUAUAUACGAUGAGCUUUUCUCAGUUUCCACCUGCCAAAUCCACUCACACAGCUUUGGCCAACCCAAGGCUAUAGUAGAAGCCACUUGCCCAGGGUGCCACACAGUGGGACUGAAACUGGUACUUUGUAGAUGGGAAGCAAACUUCUUACCACACAACUACACUUGCACACAAACACACACAUACAUAUAUACAUGGUGAUAAUAUGUAUAAAACUGCACUAUUUUAAAUAAGUGAGAAACACCUUGCUCAGAUCUGUUUGAUGCUCAUUUUACAUGCCACUGUUUGACGACCUUAUGUCUACAUCAUGAGAUUGUAGUAUUAAGUGACAUGUUCUAAAAUCUCCAGUUGCUAAGUUAAUCCUGACCAUACAGCCAUAAGUUUAAAUCUUCACUUAUAAUGUAUUUCAUUGUGCUGCUUCGUAAGGGACAUAACUCUACUUUGUCUAGCUGAAGCUAAGUUACUUCAGUGUUGAGAGGAAAGGUAUCCAGCUACGAAACAGAAAAAAUUCCUUCAACAAUAGGUAAUGCUACUAAACUCAUCUCAUCCAUGCUAGUAUAGAAACAUUUACAGAAAUAAUACAUUUUACUUUUGCUCUAUUGCAAACAGUGACAUUUUAAAAGGACGUGUACAAUGCAUGUUGAUCCUGAACUAAACAUCACAUUUAAAAUCCAAGGAAAAGUAAAAUGAAACAAUAAUAUUAGUAUUGUAAAAAUGUUUAAUUCAUACAGUUUGAAUACUGUCAUUGUGAAGAAUAUAAAAACUGAAAGUUGUGAUAUUAAUUUGUCUCUUUAGUUUGUUUUUAUUUUUAAUUAUUUUGUUACAAGUUUAUUUUAUAUUUUUAUUUACAUUCUUGAGCAGCCCGAUCUAUGAAUGUGUGUGUGUGUGUGUGUGUAUAUAUAUAUUACUGGAGUUGCUGGAUAAAUAAAAGAAAAGCUACGAGUGGAGCAAUGUCUGCUUCUGGAAAAAAAUUUGUAGCCAAAAUAAUUUAAAAUAAAAUGUUUUUCUUUUCUUUUUUCA
This is a messenger RNA of Octopus bimaculoides (California two-spot octopus), 3558 nucleotides long. RefSeq names its product armadillo repeat-containing protein 6. Lineage: Eukaryota; Metazoa; Mollusca; Cephalopoda; Octopoda; Octopodidae. The record is from RefSeq and is a predicted model, not a curated record. Gene Ontology annotation, molecular function: protein binding. Gene Ontology annotation, biological process: hematopoietic progenitor cell differentiation.